Messenger RNA from Penicillium subrubescens, 993 nucleotides. Its product is annotated as S-adenosylmethionine-dependent methyltransferase. NCBI's taxonomy places the organism in Eukaryota, Fungi, Ascomycota, Eurotiomycetes, Eurotiales, Aspergillaceae. The record is from RefSeq and is a predicted model, not a curated record. Bases 1 to 993 code for a protein of 330 amino acids. The transcript is spliced from 3 exons.
AUGCACCCUCCAAUCGCCGACUUUCUCGGCAGCACUGCCUGCGAGGAGGUCACUGAUGCUGAAGAGGAGGCCUUCCUCCUGUUCAGUCUGGCCAUCCCCACAACCAACCUGGGGUUCGUCGAUUCCCGCGCUUCGUCCCUUGACGUGACGAUCAGUGGCAACGAGUACACCGUUCAUCAAUCCCCCACACUGCUUUCCUCGUCUCGAGCGGGAGGCACUACUGGCGCUGUUCUCUGGAAAAUCACUCCUCGCUUUGCAGAAUGGAUUUCCUCCCCAACAAACCCCCUCUGGACACAUUCCCUCUUAUCCUCGCGCUCGGUGGUGGCUGAACUGGGCUGUGGCAUCUCGGCGCUGGUCGCGUUGGCCUUGGCUCCCUCUGUACAACAUUACCUCGCCACGGAUCAGGAAUAUGUGCGGCGCGUGUUCCGGACUAAUCUUGAUACCAACGCUUCUGUGACAUCAGCUGGGUCUGCAUCUGGCCAACAAAAGGGCAGCAAGACCAGAGGCAGUAGUAGAUCCACGUCCAAAGGUAAGCAGCCCUCCAGGACCGCCAGCAAUAUCACAUUCACCACGUUGGACUGGGAACUCGACCAGCCGGAGCUGCUGAAAGAGUGUAUCGAGUCACAAUCUAGCGGUCAUGCCGGAGAGGACGAAGGCGGAGAAGAAGAAGAUCCAGGCUUCGACCUUCUGCUUUCUUGCGAUUGCAUCUACAAUGAAGCCCUAGUCGCCCCGUUCGUGCGCACCUGUGCCGAUAUUUGCCGUCUCCGGCCCGCCUAUGAGCCCUCCAGUGAGGAGACGUCGCAAUCCAGUCUUCAACCGACAGUAUGUAUUGUCGCGCAGCAACAACGAGCGCCGGAGGUAUUCGAGACGUGGUUGCGGGAGACUCUGCGCGAAUUCCGUGUCUGGCGGCUCAGUGAUGAGGUCCUUGGUGAUGGACUACAGGGAGGUACUGGGUAUCUUGUGCACCUGCUGCUGGCAAGGGAGAAGAGUUGA